ACAACAACAACAACAACAACAACAGCAACAGCAACAACAUCAACAUCAACAUCCAGCCCAGCGCGUCUCCCUCCCUCCUCCUCAUUAGCAGAAGGAGCCGGUGCUCCUGCCGCUGCCGCCUCUCCUCCUCUUCCUCUCCUCCUCCUCCUCCUCCUCUCGCUCCCUCCACGCGACGCAGACUGGCAGGCGGCGCGCGUGGAACUCUCCGUUUUGUGCCUCGUCUCGACGCCCUCGAGCGACAUGGGGAGGAAGUGAAGCCGAGCCGCUCUGAGAACACGCUCAAGCCACCAGAGAAAGUUUGGUUACGUCAGAAACGCCUGCCCUCCAGACCGCCAGCCCAGUUCUCAUUGGAGGAAUGGCGUGCCCGUCGGCCGUGCACCAGUGAUCGGGCUGCUCGCUGGUCCAUCCAGGAGCCUCCAGUGGUGACGUCUCGUGGAGCCACAGAUCAAAGGUGAGGAGGCCGUUUCACCACCGCUGGAACUGAAGAUUGCUUGAAAUAAGCAAGUCCUAGCAGAAGGUUUUUAAGUCAUGAUGCAAGAAUCUGGGACGGAGGCGACGAGCAAUGGACCAGCCAAUCAGCCAAACGGGGGAGCCGCCGCCGAGGGCGCGCCCGGCCGCGAGGGACGGCCCAAGAGUGCCACGCCGUCGCUGGAGGUGACCGCAGCGGACCUCCUGCAUCUCCAGCAGCACCAGGCUCUUCAAGUGGCUCGACAAAUACUCCUCCAGCAGCAGCAACAGUCACAGCAACUGCAAUCGCAACAACAAAACUCGGGCCGCAAAUCCCCCAAAGCCAACGAGAAGCAGCAGAACCUGCAGGUUCCAGUGUCAGUGGCUAUGAUGACACCUCAAGUGAUAACUCCACAGCAGAUGCAGCAGAUCCUUCAGCAGCAGGUCCUGAGCCCUCAGCAGCUCCAGGUUCUCCUCCAGCAGCAGCAGGCCCUCAUGUUACAGCAGCAGCUCCAAGAAUUCUACAAGAAGCAGCAGGAACAGCUCCACCUCCAGCUCCUCCAGCAGCAGCAGCAGCAGCAGCAGCAGCAACAUGCAGGCGGCAAGCAGAGCAAAGAGCAGCAGGUGUCGGCGCAGCAGUUGGCCUUCCAGCAGCAGCUCCUGCAGGUCCAGCAGGUCCAGCAGCAGCACCUGCUCAACCUUCAGAGACAGGGACUGCUCACCAUCCAGCCCGGACAGACCGGCCUGCCGCUGCACUCCCUCACUCAGGGCAUGAUUCCAGCCGAGCUGCAACAACUGUGGAAGGAGGUGACGAACGCUCACGUGAAGGAUGAGCACAACAACCACAGCAGCAGCAACAACAACAACAACAACGGCCACCGGGGCCUCGACCUGUCCUCCCCGGCACCGCCAAAGAACCCCCUCCUCAACCAGCACGCCUCCACCAACGGGCAGUACAUGAGUCACAAGAGAGAAGCAUGCACGCUAGAGGAGCCCAGCCCCCACAGCCACCCGCUCUACGGCCACGGCGUCUGCAAGUGGCCCGGCUGCGAGGCCGUCUUCGACGAUUUCCACUCGUUCCUCAAGCAUCUUAACAAUGAGCACGCCCUGGAUGACAGGAGCACGGCCCAGUGUCGAGUGCAAAUGCAGGUCGUACAACAGCUGGAGCUGCAGCUAGCGAAAGACAAAGAGCGUCUGCAAGCCAUGAUGACGCACCUUCAUGUCAAGUCCACGGAGCCCAAAGCCACGCCGCAGCCGCUCAACCUGGUGUCCAACGUCACGUUGUCCAAGUCGGCCCCCGAGGCCUCCCCCCCUCUGAGCCUCCCGCAGACCCCCACCACGCCCACGGCGCCCCUCACGCCCCUGUCCCAGACCCACUCCGUCAUCACCGCCAACAGCCUGCACAGCGUGGGCCCCAUGAGACGGCGCUACUCGGAAAAGUACAACAUGCCCAUCUCUCCAGAUAUCAGUCAGAACAAAGAGUUUUACAUGAAUGCAGACGUCAGGCCGCCGUUCACGUACGCCUCACUAAUAAGACAGGCGAUCCUGGAAUCUCCAGAAAAGCAGCUAACACUAAAUGAAAUCUACAACUGGUUCACACGAAUGUUUGCAUAUUUUAGGCGCAACGCAGCAACGUGGAAGAAUGCAGUCCGGCAUAAUCUUAGUCUUCACAAGUGUUUUGUGCGAGUAGAAAACGUAAAAGGGGCAGUGUGGACAGUGGACGAAAUAGAGUUCCAAAAGAGACGGCCUCAGAAGAUCAGUGGAAGUCCAGCCUUAGUGAAGAACAUUCAGACCAGCUUGGGCUAUGGUCCGACCCUCUCUGCCGCCUUCCAGGCUUCGAUGGCAGAAAACAACAUACCUCUAUACACUACUGCUUCCAUUGGAAGUCCCACCCUCAACUCCCUGGCCAACGCCAUCCGCGAGGAGAUGAAUGGAGCGAUGGACCAUGGAAACAGCAACGGCAGUGACAGCAGCCCGGGACGCUCGCCCCUGCCAGCUAUGCAUCACAUCAGCGUUAAGGAGGAACCACUGGACCCCGACGACCACGAAGGGCCGCUCUCCCUGGUCACGACCGCCAAUCACAGUCCGGACUUCGAUCACCACAGAGAUUAUGACGACGACCAGGGCCACGACGACAUGCUGUAAAGGCUUCUCUCCUUUUGGUUUUUUUAAAUUCCAAACGCCGCUGACCCCCGGCCCCCGGCCCCCGGCCCCCCCACCUCACCUUCCUCCUCCUCCUCCUCCUCCGGCUCGGCAGAUCACCUGAACUUGAACUGCAGUCUCAGCCACUGAUCACGGCUCCACCUUGACUUUUUUUUAGUGCCAUUAUGAGAGACACACAAAAUAUCCUCUUUUUGUUUUGUUUUUUUUCUCAUUUCUUUCUACUUUUGAUUCCCAGAAAGACUAAAAAAAACUGAACCUGGUUUCUACUCGGAUGGACUUUGAUUGGUACGGGAGGGAGGAGGCGCGGGGGGGAUGCUGUUAAGAACUUUUGGGGAGACCCCUCCCCCCUCCUUUAUUUUUUGGGACAGACUGCCAGUCACCACCUACUCACCCUUACCAUCCUUCUGUCUGUGACACACACUCACACACACACACACACACACACACACACACACACACCAUCAACUGUACAGAGAGAGAGUGGAUGACUGACGUUUAAUUUCCAGUGUGUGUGUGUGUGUGUGUGUGUGUGUGUGUGUGUGUGUGUGUGUGUGUGUGUGUGUGUGUGUGUGUGUGCGCGCGCGUGCGUGUGUGUGAGAGAGGGGAGAGCGAGCGUCCACUUCUCUUCAUGUCACUGCCUUCAGCGCUUCUCAUUGGUCUGAUUCCAGAAAGACGGGAGGCUUUCUUCUUCUUCUUCUUCUUCUUCUUCGUCUUGUUUUAUUUCCAGGGUGUGUUUCUCAUCAGUGAGAGGUGGACGGUUACUAAACAUCAACAUAAUGUGUUUUUCUUCUCUCCAUCAUCGUUCAGUGCUGUUUUAUAUGUGGCAUCCUUGUUGUUGUUUGUUUGUUUGUGAAUUAUUCCUUUGAAACGGAUCAGACCUCAUGUCCAUGCUGUGGAGAUUCUGCCUGCUCAGCACUUGAUGAUGAAUGUUUGGGAUUUUAUUUUUUUAAAUCAUAUUUUUCUGUCAUUCAUUCCCCCAACCUCCAAACAACAACCCCCCCCCCCACCUCCUCCCCCCAUGAAGACCACUGGCGAUGCACUACUCGUAAUGAAGGCUCUCUCCACGCAUCAAUGAAGUUUAAUUUAAGAUGCGAAUGAAUGACAGAGAAAUCAUGCAGGUUAUGAUUUAUCCUUAUGAAAUUACACUUUAAAGCGGCGCCUGGCCGCACGCCUCGCCGCAACACAAUUUCUGAUCACUUACAAGCUCCAGGUUUUUUUUUUUUUUUUCUUUUAAAUCAAAAUGAAUAUGUCAGGUGUGCACCGGCGAGAUAAUGAUUUAGACCAACUAAUUGUGAUUCCUGAGCGCGACCGUCGCCGUUCAUCAGGCGCGUCUGCUCCCUCCCGCCGCCGCCGCCGCCGCGCCCCCAGAUAAACCUGCAUUCCCCGCAGUUUUAUUUGUAUCACUCGCAUGGCCAGCUUUGAGUUUGAACGCUUAAUAAUUGAAAGGGGAACAAUCCAGUUAGCUGCAAUAAUAAAGACAGAAAAUCCAUCGCACAUUCCAGCAUUUCCCAAGGCCCCAAGUCACCAACAAUCACGAUAAAUAAAGAAAUGGAUCCAGCUUUAGGUGGGGAGUUCAAUCUAAAGACCACAAAUUUCAAGACUGAUAUCAACCACUUUAAAUUCUUUUAUUUAUUAUGGCUUUUAUUAUUAUUAUUAUUCCAUGUUUUUUUUUUGUUUUUGUUUUUUGUUUUUUAGAUGUGUUUUAAUAUCUUGUUCUGUGACUACCAAAGAUAAAAAACAAAAAAACAAAAAAUAUAAAAGGGUGUGUGUUCCAUGCAAUAUCAGAUAAGGCCAAAUAUCUGCUGCGGUUUCUCCCCUGGACUGAAGCUCGUCAGACUGGUGUUCUCAUUCUGUUUUUCCUCUUUUACUUUAAAUAAGAAACCAAAGGGAGCAGCGUGAGUGUGACUGAGUGAGUGUGUGUGUUUGUGUGUGUCUGUUUGUGUGUGUGUGUGUGUGUGGGGUGGGGGUGUCUGUCGUGGGGGGGGGGGUCUGUUCUGCAGCGACCAAAACGAGGAAGGCGCUCUGACAGUCUGACUGCACGAUGACCAAAUUAGGAAAAAAAUAAACUGUUGUUUUUUGUUUGUUUUUGUUUGUUUCAAGGGGCCAGUGAGUAAAAACACAAAACAAAGGGAUGUAGAUAGAAGUGGACGAGGGGGGGGGGCGGAGCGGGAGAACAAUGUGAACGCCACCGUGUGCUGGACCGGACCACGAUUCAGUGUUUUAUUCCUCUUCUUUGUAUAAAAAACAAACAUGAUUGUAUGCCACUCUCUCUCUCUCUCUCUCUCUCUCUCUCUCUCUCUCUCUCCCUCUCUCUCUUUUUUUAAUUUUCUUUCCUGGGUUUUUAGUUCGUAUUAAGACUGUCGAGACUUCAUGAUUGUGUUUUAGUUUCUGUCAACUAUGACUUUUUUUAUAUUAAAAAAACACUCCUGUCCACUGAUAAGCUGGGUACAAGGUACUUUCGUGGCAGUUCUUGUUAUUGUUGUGAUUAUUUGGGUUCGCCGCUCGCUCACUGGAGCAAUCUGUGUUUCUGUUCUGGUCUCUUUUUUUUGUUUUUCCCCCCUCCCCUCCUUCCAGAAGAUGUAUUUAAUAUCCAGGCAGCUGUGGGAUGGGUCAGUUACAGCCGGGCGAGGGAUCGUGAGAACAGAGCUCAUCCACCCCCACCCCCCUCCACCCCCACCCCUCGGCUCUACACUCGUCUUUUUUUGGGGGCUUUUCUAGAGAAAAAUUCAGGAAGAAGGGGGAUUUUUAAACAAAUAAAAGAAAAAGAAGGAGCAGUGUUAGAUUAGACCCUCCUCAGCAUGUGUAGCUGGACUAAAGAUAACAGCAUGAGAAAAGCCCAUACCUCCAGUGGAGCCUGUAGGGAGCGACGGUCCUGCAUGUGUAGAGAAAAAACAAACAAAACUGAUGAAGAAGAAAAAAAAAAAAAGAAAUUAGAGCUUGUUUGUCUUUAAAAAGUUUUUUUUUUUUUUUUUUUUUUUUUUAAGCCAAACCGAUCCAAACCUCAGGCCUUUUCUGUUGGAGUGUGUUUGCAUGAGUGUGUGUGUGUGUGUGUGUGUGUGUGUGUGUGUGUGUGUGUGUGUGUGUGUGUGUGUGUGUGUGUGUCAUCUCCUUCUCAUACAUGCUGGUAUAGCCUUUGUCUUCACCCCCAGCUUCUCCUUCUCCCUCUCUCUCUUCUCUUCUCUGUUGCGUUGGGACGUUUGCUUUAAAGCUUUGUAUUACCGGCGAACUCGCUCUGAGACGAACUGCUGUAUGUACUGGAAAAGCAAACCGUGCUGCAAAUGUAUUUUACUUAGUAACCCUUGCUUUGACUUUUAAAAAAAAAAAAAAUGAAAAAAAGACCAAAAAAAAGCAAAAAGAGGA
Salarias fasciatus (jewelled blenny) is the source of this 5970-nucleotide messenger RNA. RefSeq names its product forkhead box P1b (gene foxp1b). Gene Ontology annotation, cellular component: nucleus. Lineage: Eukaryota; Metazoa; Chordata; Actinopteri; Blenniiformes; Blenniidae. The record is from RefSeq and is a predicted model, not a curated record. Gene Ontology annotation, biological process: regulation of transcription by RNA polymerase II. The coding region runs from base 529 to 2592 and encodes 687 amino acids. The transcript has 21 exons. Gene Ontology annotation, molecular function: RNA polymerase II cis-regulatory region sequence-specific DNA binding; DNA-binding transcription repressor activity, RNA polymerase II-specific.